This is a messenger RNA of Enhydra lutris kenyoni (northern sea otter), 1756 nucleotides long. It is a transcript of the gene FCGRT, whose product is annotated as Fc fragment of IgG receptor and transporter. The transcript has 5 exons. Bases 370 to 1515 code for a protein of 381 amino acids. The record is from RefSeq and is a predicted model, not a curated record. Lineage: Eukaryota; Metazoa; Chordata; Mammalia; Carnivora; Mustelidae. Gene Ontology annotation, cellular component: external side of plasma membrane. Gene Ontology annotation, biological process: immune response. Gene Ontology annotation, molecular function: beta-2-microglobulin binding.
GAGGCGCCGGCGGCCGGGAAGGGACUAGGGAAGCGAAGCGAAAUCCGAGGUUUCACUCGCACUGGCCCGACCUUCACCGAGAGUCACUUUAUCGCUGUUCUUCCUCCGUGGCUGCGUCUGCGGGCCCCCUGGUCGCUUCUCUCUGAGUCUGUCACCCCGUCUCUCUGGGUCUGUUCCCGUCCUUUUUGCGUCCUCCGCUUCCACUCUGUCCCCUCCGCCCCAAGUCUGUCCUCCACCUCGUGGAUCUGUCCUUCUUCUCUGGGAGUCUGUCCCCCACCAAGCCUGUCCCUUCUCUCUGAAUGUGGCCCCAGCCCCUCUCUCUGGGUCUGUCCCUACCCAGUCUGUCCCUUUCCUCUCUGCGUCUGUCCCAUGUCCCCGUCGCCCCCAGGCUGUCUCCCACUGUCUGGUCUGUCCUUCCUCUUUGGGGUUGAGUCUUUUCUCUUUCAGGGUAUCCGUCCUGUUCCCAAUCUAGGUCCUCCCCACAUCUGCUCUCUUGGCCUCUGUCUCCCUCCCGCAGAGAGCCAUCUCUCGCUCCUGUACCACCUCACUGCCGUGUCCUCUCCUGCCCCUGGGGCCCCUGCCUUCUGGGUGUCCGGCUGGCUGGGUCCCCAGCAGUACCUGAGCUACAAUAACCUGCGGGCCGAGGCCGAGCCAUGUGGGGCUUGGGUCUGGGAAAACCAGGUCUCCUGGUAUUGGGAGAAAGAGACGACCGACCUGCGGAGCAAGCAGGAGCUGUUUCUUGAAGGUCUCAAAGCCUUGGGGAAAGGAGGACCCUACACCCUGCAGGGCCUGCUGGGCUGUGAGUUGGGCCCCGACAACGCCUCGGUGCCCGUGGCCAAGUUUGCUCUGAACGGUGAGGAUUUCAUGACUUUCGACCCUAAGCUGGGCACCUGGGAUGGGGACUGGCCCGAGACUGAGACCAUCCAGAAGACGUGGACGCAGCACACAGGAGCGGUCAGCAAGGAGAAGACCUUCCUGCUCAACUCCUGCCCCCAGCGGCUGCUGGGCCAUCUGGAGAGGGGCCGUGGGAACCUGGAGUGGAAGGAGCCGCCCUCCAUGCGCCUGAAGGCCCGACCUGGGAGCCCUGGCUUUUCGGUGCUCACCUGCAGUGCCUUCUCCUUCUAUCCCCCGGAGCUACAACUGCGGUUCCUCCGGAACGGGCUGGCUGUGGGCUCCGGAGAAGGUGACUUUGGCCCCAAUGGCGACGGCUCCUUCCAUGCCUGGUCUUCAUUGACGGUCAAAAGUGGCGACGAGCACCACUACCGCUGUGUGGUGCAGCAUGCUGGGCUGCCGCAGCCCCUCACAGUGGAGCUGGAAUCACCAGCCAGAUCCUCAGUGCCCGUGAUCGGAAUCGUUGUUGGCUUCUUACUGCUCACGGCAGUGGCCGCAGGAGGAGCUCUGCUGUGGAGGAGGAUGAGAAAGGGGCUUCCAGCCCCUUGGAUGUCUCUCCGUGGGGACGAGGAUGUCGGGGCCCUCCUGCCCGCUCCCGGCGUGCCCAAGGAUGCCGACUCGUAGCACGUAAAUUCAUUCUCAGUUGCUGAUAUCACCCUCCAUCCUGGCUACCACCAGCUAAUGUAGUCAGGCCCCCUUCAUGCUGUGAGACCUCCUGGAAUCCUGGUAUUUCUGAGCCUCCAGAAAGAGUCCUGGGCCCAAUGAUUUUCUGGAUUUCUCCUCUUGUGUGAUCUGCCUCAGUUUCCCCUCCUGAUGAUCAUGGCUCUUUUCCACCUCCACAUAUAAACAUGAGUUUGGGCCCGAA